Messenger RNA from Stegodyphus dumicola, 699 nucleotides. Its product is annotated as THAP domain-containing protein 2-like. Lineage: Eukaryota; Metazoa; Arthropoda; Arachnida; Araneae; Eresidae. The record is from RefSeq and is a predicted model, not a curated record.
GCAAAAACAAAAUAUUGCGAUGACAAUUCUUUUACCAUAAUCCAAGGAGGUUAGAAUACAUGGAGAUGCCCGGCGCGCAGUCCAAGUGAAGCCAAAAAGGGGGGGAAAGCAUGCCCUUAGUAGUCGUGGCUUUAGAAAGAUUGACGAGCUCUUCAGCCAAUGAGGCAGAACCUAGCCACACCCAGUUUCGUAAAUUAAAGACCGGAUUCUUCGCGCGCUUUUUCCUUCACUUUUUCCCGCCAUUUCAUUUCUACAUUUUCUAUCAUCUUGUAGACGGCUGCAAUAUUGUUCCGAGAAGCAAUUUUUAUUCCUGCCAGAAUGGUAAAUUCCUGCGUUGCUUUCGGCUGUACAAAUAGAAGAAUAGCAGGAUCCGGUAUUACAUUUCACAGAAUUCCUAAAGAUCCAAUGUUAAGAGAAGCAUGGAUUCAGGCAAUACGGCGUAAAGAUUGGAAUCCUUCUGCAAAUGCAUUUCUCUGUUCUGAACAUUUUAAAGAAGAGGAUUUCAAUAAAAGAUACGCUAGCCACCUUGUAACGCUUAAAAAAAGGGUGUUGUUCCGAGCAUCUUUAAAGAAUUUCCAUCUUAUUUGCAGAAAGUUCAAAAGACUAAGAAAGUUCCAUUUAAGAGACCUGCUCCUGCCAACUCAGAAACUAGAGAAUUCAUAGCUGAUGAAACAUGCAGUAAUACAGAAGAUUCUCCUG